Molecule: messenger RNA, 1358 nt
Organism: Strigops habroptila (Kakapo)
Lineage: Eukaryota; Metazoa; Chordata; Aves; Psittaciformes; Psittacidae
Gene: PSMA3
Product: proteasome 20S subunit alpha 3
Exons: 11
Coding region: 333-1019 (228 amino acids)
Biological process (GO): ubiquitin-dependent protein catabolic process
Cellular component (GO): nucleus; proteasome core complex; synapse
Source: RefSeq, a predicted model, not a curated record
GGGGUGAGUGCGGCCUGUCCGCCCGCUGUGCGCAGGCGGCAGCGCAGCCACCCCGCCCGGUACAGCGCCGGCGGGGGGUGCUGCUUCGUGUUGGCGGCGGGCGGGGUCCGGCUCAGGGCGAGCAGCCGCCAGCUGCGCUCGGCUCCGCCGAGCAGCGCGGGCAGCGCGGCCGCCGCGGGGCUGGCGGGGCGCGGGCGGCCUCUCGCCGCGGCGAGGCCCGGGCCGAAGCCGCUGCUGAGUCACUGCGGCUCGUUAGGCCGAGGAAACUAAAGUAUGACCUGUCAGCUUCCACGUUUUCUCCAGAUGGCAGAGUGUUUCAAGUUGAAUAUGCUAUGAAAGCUGUGGAGAAUAGUAGCACAGCAAUUGGGAUAAGAUGCAAAGAUGGUGUUGUCUUUGGAGUAGAAAAACUAGUUCUGUCCAAGCUUUAUGAAGAGGGUUCCAAUAAACGUCUCUUCAAUGUCGAUCGACAUGUUGGUAUGGCAGUAGCAGGACUUCUGGCAGAUGCUCGUUCUUUAGCAGACAUAGCUAGAGAUGAGGCUUCUAACUUUAGAUCUAACUACGGUUAUGAUAUUCCAUUGAAGCAUCUUGCGGACAGAGUGGCUAUGUAUGUGCAUGCAUACACACUAUACAGCGCUGUCAGACCUUUUGGUUGUAGUUUUAUGUUGGGGUCCUAUGAUAGUGAUGAUGGUGCACAACUGUACAUGAUUGAUCCAUCAGGAGUUUCAUAUGGUUAUUGGGGGUGUGCCAUUGGUAAAGCCAGGCAAGCUGCAAAAACAGAGAUAGAAAAACUUCAGAUGAAGGAAAUGACCUGUCGUGAUGUUGUUAAAGAGGUUGCGAAAAUAAUCUACAUAGUUCACGAUGAAGUAAAGGAUAAAGCUUUUGAGCUGGAACUCAGCUGGGUUGGAGAAAUAACCAAUGGAAAACAUGAAAUUGUUCCAAAAGACAUCAAGGAAGAAGCAGAAAAAUAUGCUAAGGAAUCUUUGAAAGAGGAAGAUGAAUCAGACGAUGACAAUAUGUAACACAUUGUUACUUCGUGACAAGUUCAACUUUUUUUAACUUGCAAAAGGUUUGUUUAUAAUGUAUUAAGCAUGGGAUCCUAUUAUGUACUUGUUGGAAGAAACUGAGUGACCAACUUGCACUAAUAAAUUUUCCAUUUCACUACCUGUUAGCUUUUAUUUCAAAAGAGUGUAGGCCACCAUCAUCACAAAGCAACUGUACUCUGCGUCAAAACAGACAUUAAGAAGGAAAGGCAUUAUCAGGCUUGUGUUGCUCCUUCUUACUACAGCACUCUGAGCCAGGCUAGGUACGAAAAAGCAGUCUGCAUAGAAAUUUGAAAAGUCUCAUGUUUAUAUGGCAUA